Molecule: messenger RNA, 2427 nt
Organism: Cucurbita maxima (winter squash)
Lineage: Eukaryota; Viridiplantae; Streptophyta; Magnoliopsida; Cucurbitales; Cucurbitaceae
Product: probable folate-biopterin transporter 2
Exons: 5
Coding region: 638-2149 (503 amino acids)
Cellular component (GO): membrane
Source: RefSeq, a predicted model, not a curated record
CUUUCACGGAACCAUUAAGAGUGCGCCACGUGUCUCUUCUACAAAACCCCUAGCUCUUUGAGUUUUAUUGAAUUCUUUGUCCUGACGUUCCUUCUCACCCAAAAGGGUGUACCUACGUCGAAUCUCUGGCCCCAUUGAGCCAUUGAUGCUUUAAUUGUCUAAGUUUUGUUCUUCAAGUUCUUUGGCUGCUUCCCUUGUGAAUCUCGUCUUUAAUUACCCUUUUUUCGUUGAAUAGGAAAGGAUUAUAGCUGUAAAGAACUAGAUCUGAAAAGGGUUUUCCCCCCUUUUCGUUUAAGUUCUGGUUGGUCAAACCACCUCUAGGAAGAAGAUAUCUCAGCUUCUUCACUUAGAACACAUUUUUUCCCAUCUAUUCUGAAGUUUUGUAUCAUUUCUUCUUCCACCCAGAUCAGAUUCUUGCGAUUGAUUGCUUUUGUUUCUGUUUUUGGAGCUUUUGAUUUGCUAUCAAUGGUGGGUAGUUUCGAGAUGAACCCAUUUGGGGCAUUUCAAAUUUAUUAGAGUGAGUUCUUCAUCCGUUUGAUUUUGAAGCUUAGGAAACGGUUUUUCUAGGAACUGGUUGCGAUUUGAUCAGUUCAGGAAACUCUGUUUUUCUGAACUGGUUAUACUUUUGCCUAGAUUGAUGGUGGAGGAAGAUAAGUUUAAUGUCUUUGAUGAAGAUUUGGAAGAAGAUGAACUCCAGAAAGAGUCUAGUGUCUCUAUUGGCACGGCGGUUUAUUGGUUCAAAGCACUUGUUUCUGAAAUGCAUUGGAGUUUUGUAUUUGGAGUAGUGAUUGUUUAUGGGAUUAGUCAAGGAUUGGGCGGUGCACUUAACCGUGUCGCCACCGAGUACUACAUGAAGGAUGUUCAGAAAGUGCAGCCUUCUGAAGCACAGGUUUAUUCUGGCAUUACCUCAAUUCCAUGGAUGGUUAAGCCUAUUUGGGGUCUUUUCACUGACUUAGUCCCUGUUCUUGGAUACCAUCGGCGGCCUUACUUUGUGUUUGCAGGUCUUCUUGGUGUUAUCUCCUUGCUUUCAUUAGCCUUACACCAGAAGCUGCAUCUCCUACUAGCGAUUUUGUUGUUAACAGCUGGAAGUGCUGGUGUAGCCAUAGCAGAUGUCACCAUAGAUGCAUGUGUAGCACAGAACAGUAGCAUUCAUCCGACCCUUGCAGCUGAUUUGCAAAGCUUGUGCGCUUUGAGUUCUUCGAUCGGAGCAUUACUCGGGUUCUCUAUUAGCGGUAUCCUUGUUCAUCUGAUAGGCUCUAAGGGAGUGUAUGGUUUGUUAGCAAUACCUGCGGGGCUUGUCUUUUUGGUUGGAAUGAUACUCAAUGAACCCCAUAUGCCAGACUUCAAUUACAGACAGGUCAACGAAAAGUUUGUCGGUGCUGGGAAGGCUAUGUGGACGACGUUAAAGAGCCCGAACGUCUGGAGGCCAUGUCUCUAUAUGUAUCUAUCUCUUGCAUUGUGCCUUGACAUCAAUGAGGGACUGUUUUAUUGGUACACAGACUCCAAAAAUGGUCCAAAAUUCUCUCAGGAAAAUGUUGGUUUCAUUUUCUCAAUCGGUUCAGUUGGGUCCCUUUUUGGAGCUUUAUUGUAUCAAUAUGUUCUCAAGGACCAUCAGUUCAGAGACUUGCUUUUUUGGACUCAGAUGAUUUACAGUUUAUCUGGGAUGCUAGAUUUCUUGCUGGUUUUACGUUUGAACUUAAAAAUUGGAAUGCCAGAUUACUUCUUCAUUGUGAUAGAUGAGAGUGUUCAUCAGCUUAUUAACAGGCUAAAAUGGAUGCCUCUUCUAGUCCUCAGCUCCAAGCUUUGCCCCAGAGGCAUUGAGGGCACGUUCUUUGCUUUGCUUAUGUCGAUCGACAACGUUGGACUUCUUUCAGCAUCAUGGGGUGGCGGUUUCCUACUCCAUAUCCUUAAAGUUACUCGAACGAAAUUCAGUAAUCUAUGGCUAGCCAUUUUGAUAAGGAAUUUCUUGAGACUCACUCCCCUUUGCAUGUUGUUUUUGGUGCCUAGGGGUGAUCCGAAUUCUUCGAUUCUUCUAACCGAACUUCCAAGAUCGGACGUCGAUAAUGAGACUUGUGAAGAAGCUGAUAACAUUGAACUGGUUUCCCUUGUCAAUGGCAUAAACAUAGAUAACCAGAAAGAAGCUUUUUGAUGUUUGUAGAUAAGAUACGAAGCAAGCAAGCAAGCAAAAGGUUUGCAUAUUCCACUCAUGUUGCAUCAAAAUUUUGUAAACUACUUAAUUAGAGGAUCAUAAGAACAGUGAAAUAUCAACUUAUUCCUCUUCCACUUCUGUUCUUUGUGGUUGGAAAUGUUCUAAGAUCCUUUGAAUACCUUAUACAAGAUCUUAGAUUUGGUUUAUAGAAGAUAUCUUGUACUACAAAAUUUAAGAUAAUCAUAAAAAUGAAAUAAAAAGUCUACUUUCAUUUAAAG